Messenger RNA from Ziziphus jujuba (common jujube), 1853 nucleotides. RefSeq lists its product as uncharacterized. Lineage: Eukaryota; Viridiplantae; Streptophyta; Magnoliopsida; Rosales; Rhamnaceae. Bases 158 to 1669 code for a protein of 503 amino acids. The record is from RefSeq and is a predicted model, not a curated record. Gene Ontology annotation, cellular component: cytoplasm; nucleus. The transcript is spliced from 16 exons. Gene Ontology annotation, molecular function: zinc ion binding.
GAGAGAUUUAGGUCGUACCUUCUAGAGCCAUUUUUUAGUCUCUUUUGUUAACGGAUACACUAGGAAGAAACCUACUUGAAUGUUCCAAGUUGAAACGUUUUGGGUCUUUCUGCCGCAAAGAAGAAGCAAAGAACACUGAAGCAGAAGCUGAAUCGCCAUGGAAGAAGCUGGUGGCAAGGAGCAAAUCGGGGACGUGAGGUCUGUGGUUGAAGCUGUCUCUUCCAAUGACUACGCCGAUGCCCCUCUUUACCAAGUUGACAGCCUCUGCAUGCGCUGCGGAGAAAACGGCAUCACCAGGUUUCUUUUGACUUUGAUUCCACACUUCAGAAAGAUCUUGUUGUCUGCCUUCGAGUGUCCACAUUGUGGCGAGCGAAACAACGAAGUUCAGUUUGCUGGUGAGCUCCAACCCAAGGGAUGUUCCUAUCGCUUGCAAGUCCCCUCAGGCGAUCCCAAGAUGCUUAACCGCCAAGUAGUGAAGUCUGAGUCUGCUACUAUUAAGAUUCCUGAAUUAGAUUUUGAAAUUCCUCCAGAGGCUCAGCGCGGAACUCUAUCAACGGUUGAAGGGAUAUUGGUACGAGCAGCAGCUGAGUUGGAGGCCCUUCAGGAAGAACGCAAGAAAGUGAAUCUUGAAACUGCUGAAGCAAUAGACCGGUUUUUGUUGAAGCUAAAAGCCUGUGCAAAAGGAGAUUCACCCUUCACUUUCAUUUUGGAUGAUCCUGCUGGAAAUAGCUUCAUUGAGAACCCAUGUGCUCCGUCACAUGAUUCAUCAUUAAGUAUCAACUUUUAUGAGCGUACUCCAGAGCAACAGGCAUUAUUAGGAUAUCUUGUUGACUCAUCACAAGCAGGAGAUCAUAGUGAUGGAGCAUCAAGUAUAGUACCAAAUAAUGCAUCUGAUCAAGUGCAAAGAGAACCACAUUGGUCAAUUGGAGCUUCUGCUGGUCAUAGGGCCAUUGCUCAGAGUAAUAGUUCAGAAAUUGCUGAAGCUUUAUUUCGGUACACUGCACCAGAAGAGGUGAUGGCUUUCCCAUCAACAUGUGGAGCUUGUGCCACCCGGUGUGAGACUCGAAUGUUUGUAACCAAGAUUCCAUAUUUCCAAGAAGUUAUAGUCAUGGCAUCAACCUGUGAUACGUGUGGUUACCGCAAUUCUGAGCUCAAACCUGGUGGAAGAAUUCCAGAAAAAGGGAAGAGAAUUACUCUGUGUGCAAGGAACAUUAAAGAUCUAAGCCGUGAUGUAAUAAAGUCAGAUACUGCUAGUGUGAGAAUACCAGAGCUUGACUUGGAGCUGACAAGUGGAACUCUGGGGGGAGUUGUUACUACUGUUGAAGGCUUGAUUACAAAAAUUAGUGAAAGUCUAGAGAGGGUGCAUGGAUUUACUUUUGGAGAUAGUCUUGAUGAAUACAAGAGGAGCAAGUGGGUAGACUUCAAAUCAAAACUAAACAAGCUUCUGUGUUUUGAGGAGCCUUGGACUCUAAUUCUUGAUGAUGCAUUAGCUAACUCUUUUAUUGCACCAGUGACUGAUGAUAUCAAAGAUGACCAUCAGUUGAUAUUUGAAGAGUAUGAGAGGUCGUGGGAGCAAAAUGAGGAAUUGGGUUUGAACGAUAUCGAUACAUCUUCAGCUGAUGCUGCUUAUAACUUGACAGAUACAACAGUUAAGGAGUUAGAAGGCUAAGCCUGUUUAACAAGUAUGGAAAAAGUGUUAAAUACAAUUUUGGCACUUUGUGCAACUUGAAUAUGUAAUUUUAGUUUAAUUUACAGGAUUUACUUAGUACAACAAAUGAGAAAAAUUGUGUUGUGCCGUUGGACAAAGAAAUCUUUGGGAUUGUUUUGUUAUAUUAUAUCAAUGCUCUGGCUGA